UUUUACUGCUUUGUCCUUUUUCUUCACCUGGUGAUGGCGGAAUCCCUCCUCCCAAGCCAGUUUUGGGGAAGUUCAAAACAUCAGAUCACCAUCAUCAUCAUAUUUUCUUCUUCGUAAUCAUUCCAGGGAAGCAUCACAAAUAUCUAUGAAUCAACCAAUAUGAGAAAAAGAUGGGGGGAUCCAUUUAACACUGCAUCUAUCACAAAUAAAUCAAUCUCAGGGAAGCAUUUUCCAUGUUUCGAGAUAUUUGAGAUCGGGGCAAAUCCUUCGGUUUCCGUUGAAGAGUUUCCUCAACCAUCAGAGACAGUUAUUAUGGAAUAUCCAGAACAACCAGGGCUUUCCAUAAAACGACCAGUAAUUACACCUAAGGCUGUGAUUCAUCAGAAAUUUGGUAGUUCUGCAAAUUAUAGGAUUGAGGAAGUAAAGGAAGAUGUUGAGAAUGGUUGCCCUGGAUUGACCAUUCCACAGCAGGCAAAGAUUUUAUAUCGGUGUCAUCUGGAUCUACCAGGUCUCUCUGUUACUUCUGAACCAUUCAGUAGAAAGAAAGAUGCUGAGCAGUCUGCUGCAAGAAUUGCUGUUGAAAAACAGCUGCAUAUUCAGCCUUCAACAAGUGAUUCCACUCCAGAGGAAGCAUCAAAAGAAUUAGUUGAACGUAUCUCUGGCUUUUUCACUGAUGGGUUCCUUUCAUCAUCUCAUCCAUUAAUUGGGCAUUUUGGUGUCGCACUUAAAGCAAAUAGAGAACAUUUUGGUAUGAUUCCCAUAUCUGCCAUUGCCUCAUGUGAUGUGAAGGUUAAUAACCUUUGCAAAAUCAUUAUCUGUAAAGCAGAAUCAGAUCCUCUUUUGGUUUCAUCACUUAUUUUCAAUGCUGCCAGAAAAUCAUCUGAAUUGUGUACUGCUGAUGAUGGACUAUGGAUUUGGAAGAAAGUUCCAUAUUCUCCUGAGACUAUAGCAUCUGUAAAUAGUUGUGAUUCAGAUUCUCUUGGGUUUACAAAAAUACAAUCACUACAUAUUCCCUGCUCCAUCGAGGAAAAUGUUGAACCACUUACUCUUGAUGUCUCUGAUGAUAAUUACUACCUUGAUUUAAUUGCUCAGAAGUUGAAUGUUAGGGAUUCUUCUCAAAUUCUUGUCUCAAGGACAGUUGGCAAGGCUUCUUCUGAGCUGAAGUUAUACUUCCCUUUGCCACACGUUCCUUACUGUGAGGCCUCAUCAUAUCUAUAUAGACGCACAAGAGGAAAUGUUGAGUUGAUGCUAAAUCAAAGGGCUUCAUAUCUCUCAGGGCAAUAUAUUUAUGGAAAUGCCAUCUUAGCUAAUAUUGGAUACUCAUGGAAGACCACCAGUCUAUACCAUGAAAAUGUCUCUAUCUGUUCUUAUUAUAGAAUGCUUCUUGCUAAGGUCCCUGAUGGGUAUUACAAGUUAUCCAGAGAGGCAAUUCUUGUAUCUGAGUUACCCACUGAAUACACUGGGCGUUCAAAUUGGAGGGGUCCUACCCCAAAAGAUCUUCUCAGUGCAUUUUGUCAUCAACAUAGGUUACUGGAGCCUGUUUUCUCUGUUACAAGUAAUGACACAGAAUCUUCUGUAUCACAUACUCUAGUGACAUCUAGUCCACUGAGCUCAACUGAAGUAAUUGAUAAAAUAGGAGGAGAUCGACUUGAUGUUGGCCACAGGAACCUGGAUAAUUCUGAUAUUUUCAGAUGCAAAGUAAAGAUCCUGUCGAGAAAAAUGCAAUUAAUACUUGAGGGUUCUUUUGCUGAUACUAACAGGAAAGAAUCUGAUGUCAUUCACUCUUCUGCACUAAGAGUUCUUCUUUGGUUUGAUAAGUAUUUUAAACAAUUAGAUAUUCCUGUUGAGACAUUAUCCUCUUUUGGAUCUGCUCAUGGUAUUACUGUGAGUGUGGAAAAUGUCCGCAAGGAAUUUUCUUUGUAUCUAUCUACCUUAGGACUGAAGCAGAAUUACUGCCUUGAAAAUAGUUCACUGGAGUCAUUCUGCAAGAAUCAUCCUGACAGAAAACUGGAGAAUGGAAUGGUUAUGUUAAGUAUUGAUGGUCUAGAGUCUGGUAUAUUCCCAUUACAUGGAUCUUUGAUUUGUAUUGGUUGUGCCGUUGCACUGGUGAAGAUAGGAGAUCCUGAAAAAUAUUAUUUAGAAAGUAAAGAUGAGUUUGAGUUUGAGGUAGGGACUGGUGCUGUAAUUUACCAGAUUGAAGCAUGUGUUACUCAGUUGUCUGUCAACCAAACUGCACAAUUUGUUACAGACAUUCCUUCUAGAGAUGUUAUAUUGGUUGCAGCAGGCGAGACUGCUAAACAUCUAUUAGAAAUGCCUCUUCACAACUGCUUGUUGGAGUACACGCUGAAGGUUUUACGGGUAGCUGAACCAUUGGAAGACAGAAUGGAACAAGCGUUUUUCAAUCCUUCUCUUUCGAAGCAGCGGGUUAUGUUUGCAGUUAAGCACAUUAACGAGUCGAGUGCUGCCACUUUGGUGGAUUUUGGAUGCGGAUCUGGUAGCCUUCUUGAUUCUUUGUUGGAUCAUGCAACGUCUUUAGAGAAGAUUGUUGGCGUGGAUAUCUCUCGAAAGGGCCUAACACGCGCUGCAAAGAUUAUUCACCAAAAGCUAAGUCAAAUUUCAGGCAUGUCAAGCAUCAAACAUGCUGUUCUUUAUUAUGGAUCAAUCACAGUUCCCGACUCCCAUGUUUUUGGAUUUGAUAUUGGCACUUGCUUAGAGGUAAUUGAGCAUAUGGAUGAAGAUCAAGCAUCUCUGUUUGGCAAUAUCGCAUUAGGCACUUUCUGUCCUAGAAUACUGAUCGUUUCGACACCCAACUACGAAUACAAUCCCAUUCUGCAGAGGUCAGCUGCACCAACUAUGGAAGAGAAAACAACACCAUGCAAGUUCCGCAACCACGACCACAGGUUCGAGUGGACGAGGGAGCAGUUCGAGCACUGGGCCAUUGACCUUUCGGCCAGGCAUAACUACCAUGUUGAAUUCAGUGGGGUGGGUGGAUUAGCCGACGUGGAGCCUGGUUUUGCUUCCCAAAUUGCUGUUUUCAGAAGAAACUCAAACUUAUGUCUUCCAGCAGAAGAGAAGCCAAAGAUGGAGGAGGAUUUACCCCGACCUUACGAACUCAUAUGGGAAUGGUCCAACUCUUAGAUAUCCAAAUCCUCAUUCGAAGGCUUUGCUGAGUGCAUACGAUUUUAGUCGAGGCUUGCUAUAGCACUUAAGUCGGAAAGUCACAAACCACUCCGGUAGAGGUAGAUUGUUAAUAGAACUCCCGAUAUGAGCAUGGAAUGGAGUUUUUUUUUUGUAAUCUCCAUGGCCUUGUGGUUUAAUGAUCAUCUACCUCAGUGGGCAAUGAGGUAUCUCUGCUGUCAAAUUGUUAACCACUUUACCAAUUUUGUCUCUCGUUUAGUACCUAGAAGAAUAUGUUGAUAUACAUCCAACAGUUACCAAAAUUUAUCAAGGUGAUUAAUGUGUAUGAUUUUACUUCAUGGAUACA
This is a messenger RNA of Zingiber officinale, 3484 nucleotides long. Its product is annotated as small RNA 2'-O-methyltransferase-like. Gene Ontology annotation, biological process: piRNA processing; RNA methylation; siRNA processing. The record is from RefSeq and is a predicted model, not a curated record. Gene Ontology annotation, molecular function: O-methyltransferase activity; RNA methyltransferase activity. NCBI's taxonomy places the organism in Eukaryota, Viridiplantae, Streptophyta, Magnoliopsida, Zingiberales, Zingiberaceae. Gene Ontology annotation, cellular component: nucleus; cytoplasm. The transcript has 11 exons. The coding region runs from base 160 to 3138 and encodes 992 amino acids.